Molecule: messenger RNA, 2244 nt
Organism: Poeciliopsis prolifica (blackstripe livebearer)
Lineage: Eukaryota; Metazoa; Chordata; Actinopteri; Cyprinodontiformes; Poeciliidae
Gene: pno1
Product: partner of NOB1 homolog
Exons: 7
Coding region: 84-833 (249 amino acids)
Cellular component (GO): nucleolus
Molecular function (GO): RNA binding
Source: RefSeq, a predicted model, not a curated record
UCCAUCGCACCUCAUGCCUCUGUGGCCACAAGCCUGCUUCGGUUCUCUGCGCAAAGCAGGAUUUUACAAUACCUUCUGUGGAAAUGGACGCCGAAAAAGCUCCUGCUGUAGACGCUGAAGUGACCGGGGAGAGUAAAGAUGGAGCAGAGGCGUUUACGAAGGUGAAGUCUAAAAAGAAGACCCAGAAACGUAAACUUGAGCAAGACGGAGUGGACAUGGACACAGAGGAGAGCGUGGCCAUUAAACGGCCGCAGUUUCCACCGAUUUCCGGAGACAAAUUACGGGGACCAGAUGAGAUGCGUAAGAUCCCCGUUCCAGCUCACAGAUACACGCCGCUGAAGGAGAACUGGCUCAAGAUCUUCACUCCCAUCGUAGAGAACCUGCAGCUUCAAGUGCGUUUUAACCUCAAGAGCAGGAACGUAGAAAUCAAAACGUGCAAAGAGACGCAGGAAAUCAGCGCCCUCACGAAAGCGGCGGAUUUCGUCAAAGCGUUCAUCCUCGGCUUCCAGGUUGAGGAUGCCAUGGCACUCAUCAGAUUAGACGAGCUUUUCCUUGAAAGCUUUGAUGUCACAGACGUAAAACCUUUGAAAGGCGACCACUUAUCCAGGGCCAUCGGGAGAAUAGCAGGCAAGGGAGGAAAAACGAAAUUCACCAUUGAGAACGUGACAAAGACUCGCAUCGUUCUGGCAGAGACGAAAAUCCACAUUUUAGGUUCUUUUCAGAAUAUCAAGAUGGCCCGAACAGCAAUAUGUAACCUGAUUUUAGGGAGUCCACCUUCAAAGGUUUACGGUAACAUCAGAGCGGUGGCCAGCAGGACUGCGGAGAGAUUCUGAUUGGCUGCUACGCGGCUUCCUCUCCUCUCUUUCUGUAACUGCGAUGAGUUGAGUUCACGGACUGGCCUUCGGGAUGGGAAGCCGACACGUACGUCAUAAUUUUUGACGAACAGUGUUGGUCUCUGGAAGUAUAAGUUAUGUAAAUAAAUAUAAAAAAAAACAAUAAAGGAGGUUUAUUUCUGUCUGAAUAUUUUUAGCAGAUAAGCAGUUUUGAGGCUGAGGAUUUUAUAAAUGAUUAGGUUUAGGGAAAUAUUUGACAGCCAUAGUUGGGAUAGGAACCAUUUACUCGAAGUAAGACAACCCAUUUAAUUUUUUUAUCUUUUAAAAAUAAGAUAUGAAAGCAGCUCACUUUUAUGAAACUUCUUUAGAAAGUUCUGUAGACUAUAGAAUCAUGAUGUUGUCCAAAUAGUGAAACAUUAAUUGGACACUUUGACUUAAACACAAUGCAAUAAAACUUUUUAACUUUGGAACUUGCCAAAGUUCCAAGUUUUGCAUGUUUAAAAGCUGAGAAUGCUGUAAAUCAGAAUUUGUGAUUUCUAAAACUUGAUGUCAUAUUUUUGGAUAGACUGAAUAGUGACGCUUGCAGCAUCAUCUGUCAGUGGUGCAGACAAAUCACGACAGGACAACAUGUGGGUUAUCCACCUACAGCAGAAUGUCAGCCUAACAACUGACAUUUAACCUUUAUUUUCCUUGUUUACCGUUCUAGUGUGGACAUUGAGAAUGCAAUUCAUUUUAGGCUUUAUUUUUUAUUCAAACGCUUCUUGUUUAAUAAAUGUAUGCAAUUAAAAUCCGCACAAGGCUCAAAUAAUUACAUAUAUUUUGGAUCUUUAUCACCUGGAAAGAGCACAGAUCCUGUCCUGAAACGGUCUGUAAAAGUUAGAGUCUGAGGAGAGGGCAGCGUUGGUAGAGUCCAACUUGCACCAUAAAUGACUUACUUGCCAGCAAAGAAACAAAGACCAAAAAACAAACAAAAAAAAAAAACCCAACAAGAAUAUUUCAACUAAAUCUUUCUUUAGAAGUCAGAAAGAUGUGAGGAAAACAUGUUACUUUCAACAUUUCAAAGUUUAUUUAAAUUUUAUUUCAUUUUCAUACAGUAUCAAGUUUCCAACAGUCCCACAGCAUAAUAUGCAGCAUGCAGAAAAAGGAAAAACAAACAAAAAAAAAAAGGUUCUCAAACUUAAAUCUUUUCAGAUAUUCCCACGCAAACUAAAAAGAACCCAAUUCCCUCAGAGAAAAAAGUAGCACUUACAAACUAAAGCGCGGUCUGAACUAUACAGAGAACAGAGAGCCAGAACUGCAUUUAACAAAUACUUAUAUACAAAAGGAAAAAAAAAAAAUUAAAUCAAAUUUCCCCUUUAAGCUGAGUACAGUGUGUGGCAGUUUGAGACAGGAUCAGAUAUGCAACUUUUAC